GACACACACAAACGAAGCAGCAGUAGCAGCAGCAGACGCUCAGUGCUGCUCUCAGUGUGCGGAGCGGAGGAGGAGGAAGACAGACGGCACAGGCUGUAGUUAUGCCUCAGCUCCGGGAAUAUAUAUAUCUCGCGCGCGCUCGUUCUCUCUCCCCGCGGUCCUCUUUUUCGUCUUGUUCCUUUUUCUUCCCGAGUUCACUUUUACCUCGCAUCCUUCUUCUGGGGAGGACGCCGAACAAACAGCCAGCCGCGCGUCAUGGUGCGCCUUUGCGCAUUAUUUCUGGAUCCUUAAAAAAAGUGGUUUCUUUUUUGCCUGCGCUGAAAUGAAGCGCCUUUUCUGCGUGGCGGGGAAACGAGGGAGCGAUUGGCAUCCCCUGUCUCCCUCUGAAUAUCUGGCUGCAGCUGCUGGUGAUCUGCGUGAAGCCGCUGAAUAAAUCGGGGCUCUCUAUAAGGGGGAAAAAAAAGGGGGGGUUGCAGUAAGCGGCUUUUAGUCUCACGGAUUCUCCUCUGCCUCUGACAAUGUGCCAAGUCCGUUCACCGCGCAGGAUCCCGUUGAUUUGCGGUGGUUUUGCCUUUUUUUCUUUUCCGGGAUUAAUUUUUUGAGGGAUUCUUUUUUUUUUUUUUUUUUUUUUUCGGAAUUUUUGGAAUUCAAAGCGAAGGUCAAUGGAGAGAUUUGCGCAUCCCCUGUGCGUCACGGUUCCGUUUUAACACCAAAAAAACUGCGGUGCGCCUGUUUUCUGCGCGCCUGUGUGCUUGUGUGUGCGAGUGAGAGAGAGGGUGAUUUUGUGCGCGUGUGUGUGUGCGCGCGCGUGCGUAUGUGUGUGUGAGCGCCUCUACCUCUCCCCCCCGCCCCCCUCCCUCUCCCUACUGUGAGAACUCACUCGCUCAUUUUUUCCCCCCCCUUUUUACCAUCCAAGGCUCACGCUGCAAAGUUAAAUGCUGGAUCUAUAUUUCAGCGACCAUUUUUGGCUGUAAAAAUGCUGAGCGGCGUCCUCUUUCUGAGCGUCCUCACGGUCACCAGCCUGUCGCCGUCCGAAACGGAGAGCCGCAAAACUUCAGCCUCCAAAGAUAUCUGCAAGACGCGCUGCGCCUGCGAGGAGCGAGAGAACAUCCUCAACAUCAACUGUGAGAAUAAAGGAUUUACCACCGUCAGCCAGUUUCAGGCGCCCCCCAAUAAAAUCUCCCAGCUUUUUCUAAAUGGAAACUUCCUGUCACGGCUCAGCGCCAAUGAGUUUGUCAAUUAUAGCAAUGUCACCUCUCUGCAUCUGGGGAAUAACGGCUUACAAGAGAUCAGAACGGGCGCUUUCAACGGGCUGCGCUUUCUGAAGCGGCUGCACUUGAACAACAACAACCUAGAGGUGAUUAAAGAGGAUACAUUUGCAGGACUGGAGAGCUUGGAGUAUUUACAGGCAGACUAUAAUUAUAUCAGUGCCAUAGAGCCGGGCGCUUUCAGUAAGCUGAAUAAACUCAAAGUGUUGAUCCUCAAUGACAACCUGCUGUUGUCUUUGCCUCCUAAUAUUUUCCGCUUCGUGCUCCUCACCCACUUGGAUUUACGCGGCAACCGACUCAAGAUGCUGCCGUUCGCCGGGGUGCUGGAGCACAUAGGCGGCAUCAUGGAGAUCCAGCUGGAGGAGAACCCGUGGAAUUGCACCUGCGACCUGAUCCCCCUCAAGUCCUGGCUGGACACCAUCUCCGUCUUCGUUGGGGACAUAGUGUGCGAGACGCCGUUCAGGCUGCACGGCAAAGACAUCACUCAGCUCAUAAAGCAGGAUCUGUGCCCGCGCAGGAAUGCCGGCGAGCGCGUUCACCCUCCCUCCGACUCUCACUUCCAAGGGGCCCUGCCUCCGACCUACCACCCCGGCGUUAUCACCCCCACCCGCGCCCCGAAAGCCUCCCGCCCGCCCAAAAUGCGCUACAGGCCCACCCCUCGCAUCUCAAAGGACAAACAUGUCUUCGGGCCUAUAAUGGUCUACCAGACGCGUUCCCCCGUGCCCAUGUUGUGCCCCAGCGUCUGCGUUUGCACAUCACAAAACCCCGACAGCGGACUGAACAUCAAUUGCCAGGAGCGGAAGUUGCAUAACAUUAGCGAGCUGAAUCCCAAGCCCUCCUACCCAAAGAAACUCCACCUGACUGGUAACUACUUACAAAUGAUUUACAGAACUGAUCUCACCGAAUACAGCUCACUGGAGCUGCUCCAUUUAGGAAAUAACAGGAUCGCAGUGAUUCAGGAAGGUGCUUUUGAGAAUCUAACAAACCUCAGACGGCUCUACCUGAACGGGAAUUACAUUGAAUCGCUCUCUCAGUCCCUGUUUGCUGGUCUGCAGUCGCUCCAGUACCUGUAUUUGGAAUAUAACAUCAUAAAGGACAUUUUACCACAGACAUUCAACUCUUUGCAUAAUCUGCAGCUUCUUUUCCUGAACAACAACCUGUUACGAUCGCUCCCCGACAACGUCUUUGGGGGCACUAUGCUAACGAGGCUCAACUUGAGGAAUAAUCACUUCUCCUACCUCCCGGUCCGAGGCGUGCUGGACCAGCUUUCGGCGUUCAUCCAGAUCGACCUGCAGGAGAACCCGUGGGACUGCACCUGCGACAUCGUGGCGCUCAAGAACUGGAUGGAGCUGUCCAGCACCAGCGUGGUGGUUAAUGAAAUCACUUGUGACUCGCCCUCUAAGCACGCGGGGCGCCUGCUGCGCUCGCUUCGCAACGAGGCCAUCUGCCCCGAGCCCAGCGAGGUGCCACCGCCCCAGCACCCCCCUCCCACAAAAGCCCCCACGUUAAUAAGUCCCAGCACCGAAGCCACCACUCCCUCGUCCUCCUCGUCGUCCUCGUCCUCGUCCUCUUUCAGCUCAGCCAGCCCCACCGAGUCGCACAUCCACGCCCCCGAGCUGCACCCCGAGGUCCCGCUCUCAGUCCUGAUUCUCGGGCUUCUAGUGGUCUUCAUCCUGUCCGUCUGCUUCGGCGCCGGCCUUUUUGUUUUCGUCCUGAAGCGGCGCAAAGGGGUGGAGCACGUUCCAACGGGCGCCAACAACUUAGAUCUCAACUCUUUCCAAGUGCAAUACGGCUCCUACACCCCCGAACCGACCCAAGACAAAAGCUCCGAGAGCCACGUUUAUAACUACAUCCCCCCGCCCGUGGGCUCCAUGUGCCAAAACCCCAUUUACAUGCAGAAGGACGGCGAGCACGUGGCGUACUACCGCAACGCCAAGGAGCUCAGCUUCGUGCCCCUGGACAUGAAGAAGGACGACAUCCUCACCCGAAGCCCGGGGGCCUACACAAUCAGCCCGGUGGAUUUUAUGGAUAAAUCACCGAUGUCGUGCGGCCUGACCAGCCCCGAGCCUCCUGAGAUGUUGUAUCAAAACUUAGGGGAGAGGCCCAACAAGGAGCUCCCGGCGGGUGCAGGCGCCCCUCCGUUCAAUUACAACUUUUGCACUUUGCCCAAGAGACCUUGCAUCGUGCCCCCCUACGAGGUCGCUACGGCCCGGCGGCACAUCACCAACCAGGACAGGUUGAACAAAACUGUGCUGUACGGGACCCCGAGGAAAUACUUCGGGCCUGAGUACCCUUCCAAAAACAAUGAGCACCCGCCCCUGCUCCCCGGGAAGCUAAAAACAGAACCAGACUACCUGGAGGUUCUGGAGAAACAGACUGCGAUGAGCCAACUGUAAGAUAGCGACACAGCUCCUCCACCCCCAGGUUUUGUGCAGCAUUCAUAAUAAUCACGCAGUUACUGUUAUAAUAGUCCUCUCUAUAUAUCUAUCUUAUCUAUCUGUGUUCAAUCCUACACGAUGGACUGGAAGCAAACAGAAGCCUUUGAUGAUCCUUUUCUCUCUUCUUUUUUCUUCUCUCUUUUCUUUUUCCUUUCCAAUAUGUAUAAAAGGAAUAUAAGAAGUAUAUUAUUAUUAUGCAGUUCUAUUUUUUCUCCUGGAAGGUAUAAAUUAUUUCUUCUUUUUUGACAAAUGAAAUUCUAAAAGACUCUGAUGACGGCAGGUAUAUAAUGGGCAGGACUGUGUACAAAUACGGCUUUGUGCUUUUCAUGAAACUGUAUUUUGCCCCCCCCCACCCCGACCUCCCCUCCUCCCCCCCUCCCACACCCUGUGACAAACAGAAAAAAAAGUCAUUCUUUGUAGAAGAGGAAAAGCUAAAGAUUGACAUUCCUGUACAUAUUUAGCAUACACAGAUAAAUGGUGAGUGUUAAAUCUUAAAAGAAAACCUUUUCAAAAACCCAACAAGCGGCAAAAUCUUAAUAUACUCCAGAAAGUGCCUUUGCACUCAACUAUUUUAUCAACAAUGCUCUCUUCUCUGCAAAAUGGAAAUGUUCCUCCUCUUUCUUUUCUUUUCUUUUUUUUGUUUUUGUUUUUGGAAAUUGAUGUAUUUUAAAGAGUCGAAUCUUUAUGUGAACUAAAAGACUUAUUUGUCUGUUUAAAAAGAAAAAAAAACUGAACUUGAGACUGGGUGUGAAAUGAUAUAUAUAUUAGUUCCUGACGGGCAGAACCGUGUGUUAUUUUUGCUUUCACUAUGACUUGUCUUUGGAGAUGAAACUCUUAUAACGAACAUUGUAUGCUAUAGGGGAGCAAUACAGCGCGGCGAAAUUGCGCCAUUAAAUUUUCACUGAAGCACUUUGUCAAGA
Molecule: messenger RNA, 4626 nt
Organism: Mugil cephalus (flathead mullet)
Lineage: Eukaryota; Metazoa; Chordata; Actinopteri; Mugiliformes; Mugilidae
Gene: slitrk2
Product: SLIT and NTRK-like family, member 2
Exons: 1
Coding region: 977-3664 (895 amino acids)
Biological process (GO): axonogenesis; regulation of presynapse assembly; positive regulation of synapse assembly
Cellular component (GO): membrane; glutamatergic synapse
Molecular function (GO): protein binding
Source: RefSeq, a predicted model, not a curated record